AUGGUCUCGAUACCAACUGAUGAUGAGUUAGACACACUUGUAUUAAAUCAUCUGGAAAAUUUGUCAACUAUUAUUGAACUAAAUCACCAUUUGGAUGAUUGUUUGAGUGAAGGAAGACUUUUAUUGGCCAAAACCCGACAUAAUCUUCGAGGAAACAGUUGUUCGAUCUCUUCAACCUCUUAUAAUUUGAACGAAAUGUCUACUCGUGGUGCAUCCUUCCGUACUGCAGUUAUUGAAGAGCCUAUUGAGCCUACUUAUGAUAAGGAUUUCAAAGCCGUUCGUUUUCAACUAAUUGAUGAAUUAGCAGGCAGUAAGCUUGAUCCAAAUCCUUCAGUAGAUCCAAUUCGAUGGUUUUCCGGAGUACUUGUUCCUGCUAGUUUACGCCGUGCGCAAUCUUGUUUCCGACGUGCUGUCAAUUUGUCCUUGGAACUUGCUAGUCGGCGUUCAAAACUAGAGGCUUCUUCUCAACAAAUAAAACAUUUAAUUAAACUACGCAUGAAAAGUGAACCGACGAUGGAAUGA
This is a messenger RNA of Schistosoma turkestanicum, 522 nucleotides long. The record is from the annotation of a GenBank genome assembly. Lineage: Eukaryota; Metazoa; Platyhelminthes; Trematoda; Strigeidida; Schistosomatidae.